Molecule: messenger RNA, 615 nt
Organism: Botrytis sinoallii
Lineage: Eukaryota; Fungi; Ascomycota; Leotiomycetes; Helotiales; Sclerotiniaceae
Exons: 2
Coding region: 115-615 (166 amino acids)
Cellular component (GO): membrane
Source: RefSeq, a predicted model, not a curated record
AUCUAAAUCAUACCUCACAUUCCUCAGUUCCAUCCAACUCCAAAACACCUCAUCAUCCCCAUUCCCCAAACCCCAAUUUCUCUUUUCCCAUUUCCUCAAAUCCCCCCCCAAAAAAUGACAACCUUCAUCGGUUUCCUCUCCUCCCCCCUCUCCCCAACCAUAAACCACACCGUCCCCUACAUCCUCACAAACUGGACUCUCUCCUACCUUGUCCUCGCUUCUCGCCAUUGGAAACAAUACUACGGAUUCGAUCACAAUGAAUCUCCCCGCUACGAUGUUCAAGAAUAUGGGGAGCGCAUGGUGAAAGAGGGGAAAUUGACCAAGAGACAGUUGGACAGGAUUAAGAGGGUGCAGAGCGCGUCGAGUAAUAGUAUUGAACAUUUUGCGUUCUUUUUGGGGUGUAUUAUCCUAGCACAACAAGCAGGACUCCCGAUCCAAACAAUCAAUAAAUUCGGACUAUCCUACAAUCUAGCGAGAAUCGGAUAUGGAUUCGCAUAUACGUUUAUGGAAACGAGAAAUACGAGUGUAUUGAGGACGGCGUUUUGGUGGUGGGGAAACAUUAGUUGUAUUGGUAUUUUGUUGAAGGCGGGGAGGGCGCUUAAUGAGGGGGUUUGA